AUGGUUCUCGCGGGCUUGCUCUCGUGUUUGACGCUAACAUUUCACCGCGUGGAUGGUCGACGGGCCGAAAGUAGUACUCAUUCUCCUCCGACGCUGGGCCCUGUCUCGAAGCUGGUCAUCUCCGACCGCCAAAUCUCUCCAGAUGGCUUUCCACGCUUGGCCACCGUCGUAAACGGUAUAACACCUGGUCCUCUCAUCAUGGCUAAAAAGGGAGACGACUUCAGGGUUACAGUGGAGAAUGAGCUGGAUGACCCGUCAUUGGCCGAGGCGACUAGUGUCCACUGGCAUGGCAUCUUCCAACACGGUUCCAGUUGGGCCGAUGGUACCUCAUUCGUCUCGCAGUGCCCCCUCAUUCCAGACGAGUCCUUUACCCACGCCUUCAAUGCUCAAGAUCAAGCCGGCACUUACUUCUAUCACUCGCACUAUAAGACACAGUUUUGUGACGGCUUACGAGGUCCACUCGUCAUUUAUGACCCCGAGGACCCUCACUUAGACAAGUAUGAUGUUGAUGAUGAAAACACCGUCAUAACGCUUACCGACUGGUAUCACCAGCUUUCACCGGAACUUGCCGACAAAUACGCGCCCAUAAUAUCCAAUACGACUCUUAUUAACGGCAAAGGUCGAUACAAGGGAGGGCCCUCAGAGCCACUGUCUGUCAUCGAAGUCGAGCAUGGGAAGGCAUACCGGUUUCGCGUCGUGGGGAUGUCAUGCGAUCGGCAAUUUGACUUCUCCAUCGCAGAGCAUACGAUGACUAUCAUCGAGGUCGAUGGAAUCACGAUUGAACCGGUGGAAGCGGACAUCGUUACUGUCUUUUCUGGACAGCGCUACUCAAUCGUCGUCAGGGCCAAUCAAGCUGUUGGAAACUAUUGGGUUCGCGCAAGGCCUCCCGACGCGAUGCGCCCCUUCACGGGCGGACGGAACUCUGCCAUCUUACGGUACACAGGGGCUGACCACUCGGAUCCUGCAUCACAGGAAUCAGAGUUCGAUGAUGACCUAGUCACUCCUUUGCUCACCCCUUUAACAGACAGCAUGAUCCAUCCGCUUGUCAGCCCAGGAGCACCGGGUGUACCCGAGAUUGGCCAAGCAGACGUAAACAUCAACUUCGAGCUCGGAAAUCGCAAUGGACUAUUCACGAUGAACAACGUCAGUUUCAAGCCGCCAUCGACACCCGUCUUACUUCAGAUCCUCAAUGGCAGGGUCCACCCCUCUGACAUCAUGCCGAGGGGCUCUGUUUACGAGCUACCUCUAAACAAGACCAUCGAGCUUAGCUUUCCUACGACGGAUGCUGUUCCCGGAUGGCCGCAUCCUAUCCAUCUUCACGGCCACGUCUUUGACGUCGUACGUUCAGCUGGAGAAGAAGAGCCAAACUUCUAUAAUCCUGCUCGGAGAGACACGGUGUCCCUCGGAAACCCUGGCGAUAAUGUCACUAUCCGUUUCGUGACGGACAACGUCGGCCCAUGGUUCCUCCACUGUCACAAUGACUGGCAUUUGUUGCAUGGGUUCGCUGUAGUCCUUGCCGAAGGCACUCGGAGGACAGAGCAUCUCCGCGGGCGGUCAGAUUCCUGGGAAAAUCUUUGUCCUGCGUAUUCUGCGUACGGAAACUCCUCAGAAGGCGCCCUAUCAUCUCUCCCGCAUUGA
Coniophora puteana RWD-64-598 SS2 is the source of this 1638-nucleotide messenger RNA. It is a transcript of the gene Cplcc6, whose product is annotated as laccase. The record is from RefSeq and is a predicted model, not a curated record. The transcript has 9 exons. Lineage: Eukaryota; Fungi; Basidiomycota; Agaricomycetes; Boletales; Coniophoraceae. Bases 1 to 1638 code for a protein of 545 amino acids. Gene Ontology annotation, molecular function: oxidoreductase activity; copper ion binding.